Molecule: messenger RNA, 270 nt
Organism: Oikopleura dioica
Lineage: Eukaryota; Metazoa; Chordata; Appendicularia; Copelata; Oikopleuridae
Source: the annotation of a GenBank genome assembly
AUGACCUCUAGACAUCGAAAGCCUCCGCCGAUUUACGAGCAUCCAAUAAGGACUCCAGUGGUGAAUGACCAAACGCUUGGUUCUGGAAAUCUCCGGAUGGCGGUCAUGCUCCCGGUCGGUGAAGAUGAAAACGAAUGGAUAGCAUAUCACCUCGUAGAUUUUUUCAAGCAAAUCACGAUGCUCUACGGCACUAUCUUACCGUAUUGCACCGAAGAUAGCUGCCCUACGAUGAGUGCCGGACAGAACAAAUACUUUUGGGUAGAGUUCUAA